Ilex paraguariensis (yerba mate) is the source of this 333-nucleotide messenger RNA. NCBI's taxonomy places the organism in Eukaryota, Viridiplantae, Streptophyta, Magnoliopsida, Aquifoliales, Aquifoliaceae. The record is from the annotation of a GenBank genome assembly.
AUGGAAUAUAGGGCAAAGAGAAGCUAUGUGUACAAUAAACAAGGUGGAGAAGAGGCAAGCAGCUCUGCUGUUGAUGUUUCCAUAAGGGAAGAAUCUGGCUGCUCGGCUAUAGGAGCUCCAAAAUCAUUAGAGCUUAGUAGAUCAGUGGUUGAAAUUUCUGGGAGCUCAGGAGUAGGUGGAAUAGCAGAGACCUCAACUUAUGCUAUUGGCAAAGUCAGAUCAGGGGUUAGAGCCACGAGGACAGCUGAAGCAGAAGGAUCUCUAGCUGCUAAAGCAGGAGCAGUUACAGGAGUGAAACUUAUAAAAAUGACUGAAGAGGAGGAAACACCUUGA